AAUUUCCAAAUCACAGAAAUUUGCGAAUGUCGUCGAUCUCAUUUCAUAAAUUGUUUAUAAAUAAUUCACAAAGACUUCUUUGUUCAUGGACUGUACAUACUAUUGCAUAUAAGUUAAGCUUAAAUAUAGUUAGUGAAGUUUCUUCUUGAGACAAAUAUUAACUAUAGUAUUGCAACAUUCCUUGAUACAUUGUGAAAGUUGUAUAACCAUAAUGAGUGAUUCUAAAUCUUAUGUUAAUUUCUCGUGCCAACGAUGUCUUCAGCCUUUGAAGCUUGAUGAGUCUUUGAACAAUCUUGGAGAACAUACUAUCGCCGAUUUAACACUACAGAUACGUCGUAACAAUGAAGUGGACUUGGAUUUGCAAUCAUCAAGCUUAGAGCACUAUGUUCCACCCUUUCGUAUGUUAGAUUCGGGAAACGGAGCAAAUGGGUUUAUGGUGAUCUCCGACGGGUGGGAAACUACAUCUCUGGGGCAUCAAUUACAUGUAAAAGCAACUUUAUUCGAUCUUUUGUCAAACAACUCUGAUGUAGACCAUCCUUUAUGUGAUGAAUGUACAGAUACUCUAUUAGAACUUAUGGAUAAUCAAUUAAAAAUAACGGAAGCGGAAUGGAAGGAUUAUAAUGAUUAUUUAAAAAAGCUAGAGGAUGAUAAAGAGGAUUUGAAUUUAGAAGGUCUUGAAAAAGAAUUAGAAGAUUGGAAGCAAGAGGAAGAUAGGCUUUUGCAAGAAUUAUCUGCAUUGCAAAAGGAAGAAAAAGCGAUGAAAGAUGAAAUAGAUGUUCAGGAAAAAGAGAAAGAGCGUUUAGAACAAGAGCAAGACAUAUAUUGGAAGGAAUACACUAGAUAUAGAAAGGAUUUAAUGACCACGGAAGAUCAAAUGAAAUUCUAUGAAUGUCAAUUAUCAUAUACACAAGCGCAGCUGGAAAAACUAAAGAAAACCAAUGUAUUUAAAGCUACUUUUCACAUAUCGGAUUCAGGACAGUUUGGUAUCAUAAACAAUUUCAGAUUGGGUCGAUUACCCACAGCUCCUGUAGAUUGGUCAGAAAUAAAUGCCGCGUGGGGACAAACAGUACUGCUACUAUCAUCGUUGGCACGGAAAAUAAAUUUCUGUUUUCAACGAUACAGGCUCGUUCCAUACGGAAAUCAUUCAUACAUAGAGGUGUUGGAGGAUCAAAAGGUAUUGCCGUUGUAUGGGUCAGGGGGAUUCCGGUUUCUCUGGGACACAAAGUUUGACGCAGCUAUGGUCGCCUUCCUAGAUUGUCUGCAACAGUUUAAAGAACAAGUUGAGAAGGGAAAUACAGGGUUUUGCUUGCCGUAUAGAAUAGAUAAGGGCAAAAUUGAAGACACUGCGUCGCCUCCACAUGCAUAUUCUAUCAAAAUACAGUUUAAUUCUGAAGAACAUUGGACGAAAGCUCUGAAGUAUAUGUUAACGAAUUUGAAAUGGGCUUUGACAUGGAUUUCUUCGCAAUUCAGUGAGGAUAAAGUGGAAGGGCAGUGAUUUUAGUAUAAUCUGUGAUAAAUUAGCUAUAUUAUGUUAUCUGUAUUCCAAUAAAGAAUUAUUUAUCA
This is a messenger RNA of Colias croceus (clouded yellow), 1563 nucleotides long. RefSeq names its product beclin-1-like protein (gene Atg6). Gene Ontology annotation, biological process: autophagosome assembly; late endosome to vacuole transport; autophagy. Bases 212 to 1495 code for a protein of 427 amino acids. The record is from RefSeq and is a predicted model, not a curated record. NCBI's taxonomy places the organism in Eukaryota, Metazoa, Arthropoda, Insecta, Lepidoptera, Pieridae. Gene Ontology annotation, cellular component: phosphatidylinositol 3-kinase complex, class III, type II; phagophore assembly site; phosphatidylinositol 3-kinase complex, class III, type I. The transcript has a single exon.